AUGGCGGAUUUCUUAGCUAAGCUUGCCUCAUCUAGUGGAAAUGCAAAGUAUAGAGUAAGUGAAAAUAGAAAGGACUGGGCCGGAAAGCUGGACGAUGCAUUAUGGGCAUAUCGAACUGCAUACAGGACCCCUAUAGGUACUUAUCCGUAUAAGUUAGUUUAUGGGAAGGCAUGCCACUUGCCCGUAGAGCUUGAACACAAAGCCUAUUGGGCGAUUAAAAAACUGAACAUGGAUAUGGACUUAGCCGGCGAUAAGAGGUUGCUACAACUUAAUGAGCUUGAUGAGUUUCGAUUGCAUGCGUACGAGAAUGCCAAAUUUUAUAAAGAAAAUACCAAGAGGUUGAAGCUCUUCCCCGGAAAGCUUAAAUCUCGAUGGGCAGGACCUUUCGUUGUGGUAGGUGUGAGGCCUCAUGGAGCGGUGGAAUUACGUGAUACGAGCUCAAGUGGUACCUUCUUAGUAAAUGAUCUGCGAGUGAAACAUUAUUGGGGUGGUGACAUUGAACGUCACAAGACCUCAGUGGACUUGGCCGAUGCUUAA
Messenger RNA from Nicotiana tabacum (common tobacco), 537 nucleotides. The record is from RefSeq and is a predicted model, not a curated record. NCBI's taxonomy places the organism in Eukaryota, Viridiplantae, Streptophyta, Magnoliopsida, Solanales, Solanaceae.